This is a messenger RNA of Dichomitus squalens LYAD-421 SS1, 3111 nucleotides long. RefSeq lists its product as uncharacterized. The coding region runs from base 50 to 2668 and encodes 872 amino acids. NCBI's taxonomy places the organism in Eukaryota, Fungi, Basidiomycota, Agaricomycetes, Polyporales, Polyporaceae. The transcript is spliced from 3 exons. The record is from RefSeq and is a predicted model, not a curated record.
UCCUCUCCUCUCCUCUCCUCUACCCCCACCUCCUCCUACGGGGCCCGCCAUGCCUGUCUCUCGUCCCCGUCCAUGGUCGGCCAUCCUCUGGCCUUGUCUCGUCUGCCUCCUCUUCCUGGUCGCAUCGGUUUCUGCUCAGUCGUCUGCAAACAACACGGCUUCUAGCAAUUCCCAGUCCUCCACGCAAUCUCCUUCGCUUUCUCUCACGACCGGCUCUACGACUAUCACGACCACCGUACACUCGGGCAACACGAAUGUGCCUGUGGCCACGGUUGUCCCCACCACGUUCAACGUAACGGUGACCCCAAGCCCGACCUCGUCGCAGUCCACCACCACUGCUCCCGCGCAGACCACUUCCGCCGCUCCUGACUUUACCAAGCUCGAUACCCAUCUUGAUCCCGGGUUCGGUGUUCUUGGUGCGAUCCUCAUCCUCACUGGUCUCCCUAGCGCAUUCCUCGGCUAUAAAAACCGAUGGUCGUCCUUCUUCCUCAUCGGUUUCUACACCCUGUCGGUCGUAUGCUUCGUCCUCAUCCUCCGUUUUGGAGUUCUCCAAGCCGUCAACCCCCCUAACGCGACAUUGCGCGGCCUCUUCGUACUCUCCUCCGUUGUCGCUGGCAUAGCGGGCGGAGGAAUUGCCAUUUUCUUUUGGAAGGCCGCCAAGUACUUCACUGGCGCGUGGGGUGGCUUCGCGCUUGCCUUGUGGAUUCAAUGCUUCCGCAAUGGCGGCGUCAUUCACCCGCUUGGUUUCAGGUGGAUCAUGUAUAUCGUCGUGUCCGUGAUCGGCUUCGUGCUCUGCACCAUCCCGAAGCUGCAUUACUACAUUAUGCUCACGUCGACGGCGUUUGUUGGAGCGACGGCCUUCAUGCUAGGCGUGGAUUGCUUCACGACUGCCGGCCUUAAGGAGUUCUAUGUGUGGAAUAUCGGCUUCGAUUCGCUCUUCACCAAGUACACCCAGCAUGGAAUCCAGUUCCCUGUCACACAGAUCAUGGAAAUCGAGCUGGGUAUGAUGGGUGCCGUCGCCAUCAUGGGCAUCGCGGUGCAAUUCCAGAUCCUCAAGAUCCUCAUGCGCAAGAUGAAGGAAAUAGAGAUGGAGCGCAAGCGACAGGACCUGCAGGCGGAAGCUCGGGCGGCGGAGCGCUUCAAGGACCUCGAGGCGGAGAUGAGCGAGUGGGAGCGCACGCACCCGUCGUCGCUUGCCAAGCAUGGCCGCGCAGACAGCAACUUCUCCGGCUUGCCCCUCCUCGGUAAAGACGGGGCUCUCCUCGAUUCUCCCUCAGGAACGCCUCGGCCACGCUACCAGUCCGGGCUGUCCGAGUUCAUGGCAGCCCCCACCCCGGCUGAGGAGCUCAACCGUGCGGCGAGGCAGCAACCGCAGAGCACCGGUAUCCUCCCUACCCUAGACCUGGGCGAUGACAUCGAGGCGAACGUACCCGAGACGUUUAUUGUGAAAAAGGCCGACUCGAAUGAUUCGAGGCAGUCCAGGGCGCUCACUCCGGGAGAACUAGAUGACCUCAGGCGGCGAGAAGAACUCUUGUCCGAGAUCCAGGGCAUUCGUCGGUCCAUUGAGAUCUUGAGAGCAGACACUCCGGUUCCUAUCCCCUCCAGCUCGUCGGAGUCGCGUCACCCUUCGCAGUCGUCUCGGCAUCUCAGCCAGGAUCUCUCCGCCUUCGGUAUCCCUGCUCCCGCCCAUCUUCGCCCACCCCGCCAACGCGAUCCUCGCGCCCGUGUGCAGUCGAUGGAGCUCACGACCCUGUCCAAUGCUGACGCUGGUACCUCUAUCGGUCGGCCGACUAGCGCUCCUCUUCGCGACGACAACUGGGAGAUGUACCUGCACGAGCGGAAGCUCUUCCAGCCGCCCUCCGGUACUACCGCGCCUAUCGCUACGACGCCCAUGGCCUCUCCUCCGCCCAAGGUCCCCGUGUCGCCUGCUGUCGUAGAGGCCCUGAAGGAGCGUCAGCGACGCGAGAGUGCGCUCUCUGGUCAAGGUGAUCCCGCCUCAGCCAAAGCCUCCAGCGAAGACCUCCCGCUCGCUCUUCGUCCCCAGCACAGGAGGGCUACGUCUCAAGGCGGGAGCAUCCCGGUCACUAUCCUCCCCCCUAAACGCCCGGUUGCACAGCCCGCCCCGAAGAGCCCGGAGUCACCGGCCGCCCGGGUGAAGACGUUUGAGGAACUCGUGGAACGCCACCAAAAGAAGCUGCGGGAGCUACAGGACCCCAUCACGCAGGCGGAAAAGGAGCAGGCGGACAUCUCCAACGCCCGCGACCGAUGGCAGCGAGCGAAGAACGCGGAGAAGCAGUCGAUGGCCAAGCGUCAGGCGGAGAAGGAGCAGGCGGCGAAGAAGGAGCGCAAGUCGGGCGAGGGACGGCGCGGCGGCGCGGCUCUCGCUUCGCCGGAUAAGGACAAGGGGCACAGGCGGUCGCUCAGCGCGGACGUCCUCGCCAACGUCCCUGGAUCGGGCACGCCGUCGAAGCGCAUGUCGACGAUGAAGGUGGAGGACUGGCAGCGGCACCAGCUCGACGAGGACGCUGUUCCUGCGAGGCCGCUCGCGGGCGCGCACAACCGCCCGGGCUCGUCGUCGAUGGCGAGGCGGCAGUCUGGCGUCCCGUUCCCCGAGGCCGAGCGGGACAGGCGGCGGAUGUCGCAGCACCCCCGCGACCCGCUCAGCUGAACGGCGACGAGAAUGUUAAAUACGACGUCCGUGCACGGACACGAGUGAUAUCUGGAUAACCCUACUGGAGUAAUGUGUACCAUUCAACGACGACGAUGACCCUACGCUUGGACUGUACCCCUGCGCUCCUUACUUAUAUCCCGAGUAGUUACUGGCAUGCCCCUUGCAUUUUGUCUCAUGUUUCCCAUCAGCAUAUUCCGCUCGCAGUAGUCAGUAGCUUCGCGUGCACCAUUGGACACUCAUUUUGGACCGGACUUGGACUAGCGUACACCUCUCAUGUUGCAAUGAUAAUACCCUGUCGUCGUUUGUGGGCCCCACCCCCCCAGUACCCGCUCGCAUGGACGCGUAUCUGAGACAGGAGUGACAGAUGAGCUGCGCCGCAAGUACGACUGGCCCCCGCCCUAGUAUUAUUGUGUGCGUGCGAGAUAAGCUUUUACAUUUGG